Messenger RNA from Aspergillus heteromorphus CBS 117.55, 911 nucleotides. RefSeq names its product aromatic alcohol reductase. Gene Ontology annotation, molecular function: NAD binding; oxidoreductase activity, acting on the aldehyde or oxo group of donors, NAD or NADP as acceptor. The record is from RefSeq and is a predicted model, not a curated record. NCBI's taxonomy places the organism in Eukaryota, Fungi, Ascomycota, Eurotiomycetes, Eurotiales, Aspergillaceae. The transcript is spliced from 3 exons. The annotation marks the transcript as partial.
CGUCAAGACAAUCGAAAAUGUCCUUCCAAACAAUCGCCAUCGUGGGCGCAAGCGGCAGCAUCGGCCGCGCCAUCCUCCAAACCCUAAUCUCCUCCUCGCACUUCGACGUCACCGCCAUAUCGCGCUCAACCUCGACCGCCCAGUUCCCCGACAACGUAAAACUCCUCCGUGGGGACUAUGCGGACACGCAAUUCCUCCGCGACAGCCUGAGCGGCAUCGACGCCCUCGUGCUCUGCGUGGGCACCCUAGUCCCAUCGACGCAGAUCCCGUUCAUCGACGCCGCGAUCCUCGCCGGCGUCAAAUGGAUCUUCCCCAGCGAGUUCGGCACGGAUAGUGGGAAUCCGGAGUAUUCGGCUCAUGUGCCGAUUAUUCCGCCGAAGAUUGAGAUUCAGGAGUAUUUGAGGAAGAAGGCGGAGGAGACGCGGGGGAGAUUUGCGUGGUCGGCGGUUGUGAAUGGGCUUAUUUUGGACUGGUCGAUUCCCCGGGGUGUUCUCGGCAUCAACAUCGCGGAGAAGAGCGCCGUGCUUCUUGAUGGUGGGAAUGUCAAGGUUAAUAUUACGACGUUGGCGUUGAUUGGGUCCGCCGUGGCGAGGUUACUCGCCCUCCCUGAAGAGAAACGCAGGAACUUUGCGAACAGACUGGUGUAUAUAUCGUCUUUCCGGGUCUCGCAGGUUGAGCUUCUCGAGAGUGCACAGGUUGCGACCGAGACGGCGGAUGGUGAUUGGAAGACUACCCAUGAGAGCACUGAGGAUAAGCUCCGCAGAGGAAAAGAGCUGUUUGCGAAGGGUGAGACGGAGGGUGUCGUGCAUCUGAUCUAUGGGCAUGUCUUCCAGGAUAAUGCGGGAGGAGACUAUGAGGCCCGGGUGGCGCUGGAUAAUAAGGCUCUUGGGCUGGAGGAGGAGAAUCUCGAC